AAUAAAUAUUAUAUAUUUUGGUAUAAUUUUGCUGUUAUAGGUUGUAUCGCUUAGUUGAGGCCUGUCCAGUCCAAAACUUCUACUCCCUUUUAAACGUAUUUCUGAAUGAAUUUUAAUAGUAAUUUACGAUUGUUUGGCAAGUUUGUUUCUGUUUUCAAAGCUAAACAUCAGGAAAUGCGACCAGAGGGUGGCAAACUAUAGCCGAGUUGACAAAGCUCACGUUUGAACCCGGUCAUUUCAUGGCUUUCAAAUAUUCUCCUGCUAUUUUGUGUGGCUUUUUUUUAUUAUGGCUGCUGUUGCUACUUUUGGUGGAAGCUCUUUUCGGCUAUGGGUUUAUGUUUCGUCUCGUCCAGUGUCUUGAAGUUGUUUUAGUUGGCUACGGCAGUUCGACUGAUUCACGUCGCGUAUUCGGCUCACAUAACUGUAAAGUUAUUAAUAAUUCUCGAAUAUUUAUUCACCUCUGCAUAUCGUUUGCCCGAGUUCCAGAAUUUCUUAUUUGGCUCAAUAAAUAAAUACUACGACAAAACCAAGGACAAUUUGAACAAAAACUCAAGUGGCUCUUCACGCCCACAAAAACGCAGACGCCAAACAAUUGCUGCCAAACCUAAGCCUCCAUCAUGUCGCAACAGUGGCCCUCAAACUGUUUCAUGUAUCUGGUCUACUUGGCGGGAAUCUUUCACUUAGCCACUCACCUGGUGAGCGCCUCCAGUCAAAUCGAUGUGGAUGCGGAUCUGAGGCACAUGUUGAGCCGUUGCCAAAAGGUCGACGAGGAUUUCAACGAGUGCAUGCGGCAGGUGUUUAACGAUUUAAGAGCCUACUUCACGACAGGUGUCCCCGACUACAACAUCAAGCCCUUUGACCCCCAUCGCUGUACCUAUGUUGAGCUGCGGCGAGGCGACUCACAGGGUCUGGGCAGCUUUCGGCUGAUCUUGCGAAAUGUGUCCGAGUACGGGUGGGCGCGAUCGGAGGUGACCAAGUUCCAUGCCGAUCCCGAGGAUCAGCGCAUCGUGUACGCCCAGUAUUUCCCCGAGAAGAGCUUGGAGGGCGAGUACGAGUUCGCCGCCAAAAUGCUGGGCACAGCGAUGAACCGUAAAGGCCACUGGAACCUCACCCUCUACGACUACAGUCAAACCACAAGCGUGCGACGAAUUGGAGGACCGGGUUCGCUGAUAAAGGUGCACGUUGAGGUGGACCGCAUCGGCGGAAUGGAGCUGCACAUUGAGAAUCUGCUGCAGGGACAGCCGCUCAACCAACUGGCCGAUGGAGUUAUCAACAGCAUGUGGCAGCUGGGAUUGCCCUUCAUCAAGCCGAUGAUAAACGAGCUGGUCAGCACAGCGUUUACGGACAUCUUCAACGAAUCCUUCCGACACUUUCCCCUAGAGAAGUUCCUCGUCACGUGA
Molecule: messenger RNA, 1400 nt
Organism: Drosophila ficusphila
Lineage: Eukaryota; Metazoa; Arthropoda; Insecta; Diptera; Drosophilidae
Gene: Jhbp16
Product: circadian clock-controlled protein daywake
Exons: 5
Coding region: 618-1400 (260 amino acids)
Source: RefSeq, a predicted model, not a curated record